AAUUCCUACUUACCUAUUAUAUUUAGUUGUACAAUGAAAGACCAUUCGAUAAUAUUUUUGGGGUCAGAGCCUUCGAAAGAAAAGGAUUUCGUAACGCGCGCCCUAUCUUAUUUCACAAUGCCCGCAGAUGAUCUGCCGAAAAGGAUAUUGCUAUCAUUUACACCACCGUUACGCUCUAGAUUUGUGUAUGUGGACUUCUUAGGACCGUGUUUGGCGUUCAUACUGUUGGCUACAAUACUCGGCUAUGGACAUGCAUACAAAACACCAUCCGCCAUUUAUCACAGAUCGCCCACCGAAGUCUUGGCCAUAUAUUGUCUAUCGAUGCCAGCAAUUUGUUAUGUAUUAACCCGUUUAGGGAAGUCUAGUAUAUCUUUUUUGCAAAUAUUGUCAUUAUUAGGGUACGGUCUUUAUGGUUAUGUAUUUACGCUUGUUAUUAGUUUUAUAUCAGAUGAAACGAAUAAUGUAAUAUUUUAUUUGUCCUUGAUAUUGUUUACCGGCACUAGUGUUUUUAGAACAUGUCUUAUUAUAUUGCUAACUAUUAAAUUACCUGCCAUCAGACUGUUAGUUUGCAGUAUCAUUGCUAUUUUACAAACACUGUUUGUUGUGUUUUUGUAUUUUACAUUUGUUCAUUCAAGCUUUGCGUUUCGCAAACACUAGAUAUCUCAAGCUGUACAUAGCUAAUUGUUAAUUAGGUCUAAAUAUUGAAUAAAUUAAUGUGCACAUUUAAAGUCA
Messenger RNA from Rhopalosiphum maidis (corn leaf aphid), 732 nucleotides. Its product is annotated as protein YIPF3-like. Lineage: Eukaryota; Metazoa; Arthropoda; Insecta; Hemiptera; Aphididae. The transcript has a single exon. The coding region runs from base 34 to 657 and encodes 207 amino acids. The record is from RefSeq and is a predicted model, not a curated record.